Rana temporaria (common frog) is the source of this 888-nucleotide messenger RNA. RefSeq names its product gastrula zinc finger protein XlCGF17.1-like. The annotation marks the transcript as partial. The record is from RefSeq and is a predicted model, not a curated record. Gene Ontology annotation, biological process: regulation of transcription by RNA polymerase II; central nervous system development. Gene Ontology annotation, molecular function: RNA polymerase II cis-regulatory region sequence-specific DNA binding; DNA-binding transcription factor activity, RNA polymerase II-specific. Lineage: Eukaryota; Metazoa; Chordata; Amphibia; Anura; Ranidae. The transcript has a single exon. Gene Ontology annotation, cellular component: nucleus.
GAACCUCAGACUGUGUGGGACGGGGCCGUACUUCCAACAGAUAAGAGGUUUUCCUGUACUGAGUGCGGGAAGGGAUUCCAUUCUAAAUUCCAUCUUAAUGUGCAUAAAAGAUCUCACACAGGGGAAAAACCGUAUUCCUGUAAUGAGUGCAGAAAAUGUUUUUCACAAAAGUCAAAUCUUCAAAUACAUCAGAGGCUUCACACAGGUGAGAAGCCAUAUUCCUGUUUUGAGUGCGGGAAAUGUUUUUCAGUGAAGUCCCAUCUUUUCAUGCAUAAGAGGUCUCACACAGGGGAGAAACCGUAUUCCUGUCUUGAGUGUGGGAAAUGUUUUGUCUUAAAAUCACAUCUUGUCACACAUGAAAGGCUUCACACGGGGGAAAAACCGUACUCCUGUUCUGAGUGCGGGAAAUGUUUUUCAGACAAGUCUUUUUAUUACAGACAUCAGAGAUUGCACACAGGUGAGAAGCCGUAUUCCUGUCCUGAGUGUGGGAAAUGUUUUUCAGACAAGUCCAGUCUUUACAUACAUCAGAGAUCUCACACGGGGGAGAAGAUGCACUCCUGUCCUGAGUGCGGGAAAUGUUUUUUAAAUAAGUCACAUCUUUAUACACAUCAGAGAUCCCACACGGGGGAGAAGCCGUAUUCCUGCCCUGAUUGUGGAAAAUGUUUUUCAGAGAAGUCAAGUCUUGACAGACAUCAAAGAUCUCACACAGGGGAAAAGCCGUAUUCAUGUUCUGAGUGCGGGAAAUGUUUUUCACAAAACUCCAGUCUUCGCAGACAUCAGAGGUCUCACACGGGAGAGAAGCCGUUUUCCUGUCCUGAGUGCGGGAAAUGUUUUGCAGUGAAAUCCAAUCUUUACAGACAUCAGAAAUCACACACGGGGGAGAAACCA